UAAUGACGUGUAUCUUAAUUUGGGGGUAUCGUUUAUAUAUCUUUCUAAACGAGUGGCUAACCAAAUCAAUAAGGGUUUCGUUAAACCGAUCUAAAGGGCAUCUUAUCAAGAGCGUCUCCACAUGGGCAACUAAAGACUUUCAAUCGGCCGCUCUUAAAGCUUUUGAAACACUCAUCUCUACAUCUAAAAAUGUAAACGGAUCCUUUCGUCGCCUAAAUGCUUUGGUUGAAGGUCUUUCUGAAUGUGAAAAUCGUCAAUGUGACCAUACUGUUGGUUUUGGCGGUUCUCCCGAUGAAAAUGGAGAAACAACUCUAGAUUCUCUUUUGAUCGAUGGAUCUGGACAUAGAAGUGGGGCUGUGGCGGCGCUUAGGAAUGUUAAGUCAGCUGCACGUGUAGCUUGGGCAGUAAUGAACUAUACAGAACAUUCACUUUUGGUUGGAGAAAAAGCAACAAAAUUUGCCCAAUCUAUGGGGUUUAAACUUAAAUCAUUGUCAACUCCAGAAACUAGAAAAAUGCAUGAACAAUGGCUUGAUGAUAAAUGUCAGCCUAAUUUUUGGAAGAAUGUCUUUCCCGACCCUAAAACAACUUGUGGUCCUUACAAACCAAAAUGGAAAUUGUCAAUAAAUCCAAAAAAGGAUCAAUUCCCCACAUUUAACAAAGGCAAUCAUGAUACCAUCGGAAUGGUACUAGUUGAUGAAAAUGGAAAUGUGGCUGCUGGAACAUCUUCGAAUGGAGCGAGAAAUAAAAUACCCGGCCGUGUAGGUGAUUCCCCCAUUGUAGGGGCUGGGGCAUAUGUUGAUAAUUAUGUUGGUGGUGCUGCAGCUACUGGAGAUGGGGAUGUAAUGAUGAGAUUUGUGCCUAGUUUUCUGGUGGUAGAAUUAAUGCGUCAAGGCAAAAGUCCAUUUGAAGCAACUAGAGAAGCUAUCUUAAGAAUUAAAAAGUUUUAUCCAAACUUUUUUGGGGGAAUAAUAGCAACGACAAUUGAAGGAAAUUUUGGAGCAGCUUGUUCUGGAAUGGAAGAAUUUCGUUAUUCUUUGGUUAAGAAUAGUGGAGAACGGAGGGUUGAGGUUAUGAAAGUUGUUUGUGAGUGA
This is a messenger RNA of Meloidogyne enterolobii, 1091 nucleotides long. Lineage: Eukaryota; Metazoa; Nematoda; Chromadorea; Rhabditida; Meloidogynidae. The record is from the annotation of a GenBank genome assembly.